CGAGGCGGACGUCUCGAGCCUGAAACACCAGAUCGCCGCCUCGCAGGGCGUGCCUGCGGCCGAGCAGCGCCUCGUGUUCGGCGGGCGCGCGCUGGGGGAUGCGGAGCUGCUCGGCGGCUGCGGGCUGCAGGACGACUCGACCGUCUUCCUGGGUCUUGAGCUCGCGGGAGGCGGCAAGAAGCGCAAGAAGAAGACGUAUACCAAGCCCAAGAAGAUCAAGCACAAGCGCAAGAAGGUCAAGCUCGCAGUGCUGAAGUUCUACAAGGUCGACUCAAGCGACAAGGUGUCCCGUCUGCGACGCGAGUGCCCGCACGAGCUGUGCGGCCCCGGCGUGUUCAUGGCGAUGCACUUCAACCGCUACUAUUGUGGCAAGUGCCAUCUCACAUACCUGAUCAAGAAGGGCGACGAGUCCUGAGGUGGCGCCGGUGGCGGUGCGCCCCGCGCGCGGCGGAGAGCGGCGGCAGACCUCGGCCCCCCCGUCAAAAAGGCGGCGGCAAGGUCGAGUUCCGGCCAGCUGUAGUCUUACGUUUCCUUGGACCCCGACGUCGGAUCUCGAAGAAUAACCAGAGCCAUGUCGGAGGUCAGCACGAAUCGUGACGCUUCCUGUGGGGGGGGGCCGGGGCCGGUAACGGCCGCUGUCGGAUAACCAUCGCGAAGAGAG
This is a messenger RNA of Prorocentrum cordatum, 661 nucleotides long. The record is from the annotation of a GenBank genome assembly. NCBI's taxonomy places the organism in Eukaryota, Dinophyceae, Prorocentrales, Prorocentraceae.